UCCUAUAAUAGUACACCAGUAGAAUCUAUAAACUACUUACCGUUCUACGUAAACUAUAGGUUUAAACCAGAUCUACAUCAGCCACCUAUUAAAGGAGAAAAUACUAGUAAAGCUAUUAUUAUAGCUGAUAAACUUAAAGAACUAUAUUAA
Molecule: messenger RNA, 150 nt
Organism: Trichoderma harzianum CBS 226.95
Lineage: Eukaryota; Fungi; Ascomycota; Sordariomycetes; Hypocreales; Hypocreaceae
Exons: 1
Source: RefSeq, a predicted model, not a curated record